Messenger RNA from Megalopta genalis, 569 nucleotides. NCBI's taxonomy places the organism in Eukaryota, Metazoa, Arthropoda, Insecta, Hymenoptera, Halictidae. The record is from RefSeq and is a predicted model, not a curated record.
UUUUCAGGCAGCGGCAAAUUGAAUUUCGACUCGUUCUACCGGGUGGCGUCCCACUUCCAAGAGGAGGACGACGAGGCGCUGCAGAAGGAGCUCAAGGAGGCUUUCAGGCUGUACGACAAGGAGGGCAACGGAUAUAUUCCCACCAGCUCUCUCAGAGAGAUCCUAGCAGCCCUCGACGAUCAGAUAACGCCCGAUCAAAUGGACGGCAUGAUCGCUGAAAUUGAUACCGACGGAUCCGGCACUGUUGACUUUGACGAGUUCAUGGAAAUGAUGACCGGCGAUUAAACGCAAGAAGACCGCGAAUGCCACGUGGGAGAGAAAGCGAGAGAAAGAGAGGGAGAUAGAGAGAGAGGGUGAGAAAGAGAGAAGAAUAGGAAGAAGAAGAACCUUGCAUUUUCCAUUCUACUUCUACGGAACCGACUUCGAUCGACCAAGACAGCAGCAGCGACGCUUCGCAACGGAUCGAAGUAGCACAGGGAACCGUCCUUCAUUUCAUUUGUACAUUUGUUUGCGCCACGUUUGUAACGACACCGUCGAUUAAGCACACGAUUAAACGUCAUCUUAACCGA